This is a messenger RNA of Austrofundulus limnaeus, 4118 nucleotides long. It is a transcript of the gene atf7a, whose product is annotated as activating transcription factor 7a. NCBI's taxonomy places the organism in Eukaryota, Metazoa, Chordata, Actinopteri, Cyprinodontiformes, Rivulidae. Gene Ontology annotation, molecular function: DNA-binding transcription factor activity. Gene Ontology annotation, biological process: regulation of DNA-templated transcription. The record is from RefSeq and is a predicted model, not a curated record.
UUACACUGCAGGCUCUUUGCAAAAAUGGGGGACGACAAACCUUUUGUGUGCAACGCUCCCGGCUGUGGACAGAGGUUUACCAACGAGGACCACUUGGCGGUUCACAAACACAAGCAUGAGAUGACGCUGAAGUUUGGACCUGCCAGAACCGACUCUGUUAUCAUCGCAGAUCAAACACCCACCCCCACCCGUUUCCUUAAGAACUGCGAGGAAGUUGGUUUGUUCAACGAGCUGGCCAGUUCUUUUGAUGCAGACGAUGACGAGAAGAGAGCCAAGAACUCUCUUCCUGCAGCCAACUCUGUGGCUUUGGACAUGAGCCUGCAGACCCCGUCAGACGUGAAGGUGAAGAAGGAGGAACCUGUGGAAGUGGAUUCUUCGCCACCAGGCAGUCCCGAGUCACUAUCUGGAACAUCAGACAGCAACAAUGAGCCUAUGAUUAAAGCAAAGGACACACCACCAAGGCACUCAGCCCCCACCCCAACUAUUGUGCGACCCGGUUCUCUUCCACUACACUUGGGCUUUGAUGCUCUUCAUCCCACCAUGCCGUCCCCCACCUCUGUCAUCACACAGGCACCACCUUCAAAUCGCACUUUAGGUUCACCGACCAGCCAUUACCCGAUGAUGAUGCUUCCCUCUGGUCAGCCGGUUCCUCUGCUCCCUGGUCCUGUUCAUAUACCAUCUGUUAUUAACCUGGCCCGACCCAUGUGUAUGGUACCCAACAUUCCUGGCAUCCCUGGUCCCCCUCUGGGAGGCAGCAGCAGCGGCUCAAACUCCCCCUCUGGCUACAGCAUCCACACAGAGGCCAAGAUGCGUCUGAAGGCUGCCCUGUCCCAGCAGAGCCCAUCAGGACAGAGUUUGGGGGUCAUGGCCAUGGGCAGCAGCCCCAUGGUACCUCAGAAGGCAGAGCAGAAUCAGCUUCUUGUCCAGCACCCAGAUGCUCCAUCACCCGCACAACCUCAGGUAUCUCCAGCGCAGCCUACAGGUGGGCGUCGGCGGCGGACGUUAGACGAUGACCCAGAUGAGAGAAGGCAGCGCUUCCUGGAGAGGAACAGGGCGGCGGCGUCGCGCUGCAGACAGAAACGCAAACUGUGGGUCAACUCUCUGGAGAAGAAGGCCGAGGAGCUCAGCUCUCUGAACAUCUCACUGUCGAAUGAGGUGUCUCUGCUGAGAAAUGAGGUGGCUCAUUUGAAGCAGCUGCUGCUGGCCCACAAAGACUGUCCUGUAACAACCCUACAAAAGAAAACCGCCUACCUAGCUACAGAAGAGAGUUUGAAAGACACGUCAGAGCCCACAGGUUCUCCAGCCCCGGUCAUUCAGCACAGUUCUUUGGCGUCGAGCCCCUCCACAGGGCACAACGGCCUGAGCUCCAGGGCUGCGGCCGAGGCCAUGGCCAUGUCUGUUCUGGCAGGGAUGGGCCAGCAGCAGAGGGCAGAGAGCGGACCCUCUCACAUCAUCGUAGCUGCACACUCUCAUUCUGCUGCCAGAUGAUGAGCAGCGUCACCCGCUGGCCCCGGACUUGGCUCGUCACCCUGGGGAAGAAAAGACUCUCCGCCAUCCGCAGCCUCCGAGUCCAGAUUUCACGCCUCCUCCCUCAUCCUUCUCACCUGUUUUAAAUCCUCCUGCGGAGCCAUGACGCUGUGGCCUGGAGCUCAGCGGCAGCCUUCUGGUAACGGACUGAGACUUUUAAAGGAGCUUCCUGUUCACUAUGCCACAAACUACAGGGGCUGGACUCCAGUAUCCCCCUCCCUUUUGGUCUUCCUGCUCAUCCCUCCUGUCCCUCAGUCAGUAUGACUCCUCAUCAGACUAAUGGACUGCAUCAGGUGAUCCACCUCAAUGAACUUCAUGUGAAGACGUACAGCACAGUUUCAAACGCAGUCGUUUCGUAAAUAUCCUAGAUCCUACUGGAUACAACAGGCUGGGCUUUAUGUCGUUUUCAGCGUGGAGUAGUGCCUUGUGUUGCUAGCCUCUCGAGCCACGCUGAUACCCACACACCCAUCAUUUCACUUCUCAAUAUUUCACUAAACAUUCAACAAACGGUUCCAGUUUGAUGCGAUCUCAACACCGACCCAAUAACCAUCUCUCAUAUACACCCCUUUAUGGUCAAAUGCAUUAAACGUGUGUGUGAUUGUUUAUUUUGUCAACUAAAACAUAUGCGUUUGCUUGCUUCCCAUUUGAUGCAUUUGACUUAUUCUGACAUCCUAACAAAGGAUGUGCAGCUAUUUUCUAAUCAACAAAUCCUCUUAAAUGAAUCUAAAAUACAUUUUUGAUAGCAGCUUUAAAUUGGUUUAAUUGUGAAGGAAAUAGAGACUUUAGCGUCCUUUACAUGUUUAUUAAGAAAACAAGAUGGAUGUUGUAGUGGUUUGUAAGUUGGUUGCCUCUCUCUCUCUCUUUUUUUUUUGUUAGAGAAAAUUUCUCUCAUGACUGUUAGUGUGUGUGGGUCCAGGACUUCAUAUAACUGCUAUUUUAACACUUCUCAGGAUGGCUGAACAUCCUUGCUGCUCGAUGGAAGUGCGAUGAACCCCUUUAGUCUUUUUUGCUCUUAAACCAAACCUUAAACUAAGCCAUAAGUACAACAACAACAACAAAAAACAAUCUGUGAAUCUCCAAAGACCUCCUGGUACUUGUUCUGGGACAGAAAAAAACAAGCCUGAACUGUUGUUUUGUUACAGUGACUGAGUCAAUAGUAUAUCAGUGCUUUUUUUCUUUUUUCUUUUUUUUCUUUUUUUUUUUUUGCACUUUGACACAAUUUCACACACACACCACCAUCUGAUCUUUGUUGCCUUAAGAUCACAUUUGUGCCUCAGAUUUUCCCACUAAUAUAUAAAAGAAGUUGAGCCAAUUUAAAAAAAACUACAAUCUAUUGAGGAAAUAUAUAUAUUUAUUUUUCCUUAUUCUUUGAUUAUUUCUUCAGACUAACAACAGUCUACUCCCUACUAAAGGUUCCUCAACACUUUUUAUUUUCUGUUUUGAUCAGUUUGCUUUACUGAAUGCAGACAUUGCAGAACUCGUCUGUCAUCUGGUGGAGAGUCAUGGCAAGGACACGUUUGGCAAAAAAGCUACUUGUGGUUGUUUCUAAAUGGCUCCAGUUCUUUAGAAAUCUUACUAAGAUAUGUUACUAGAUAUCAAUAUAUAUAUAUAUAUUUUUGCAUAAACACCGAAGCAAAUUGUCUGUUUUUCCUUUUUUGUGCAUUUCUGUUCCUGUUUUGUUCAAUAUGAUUGUGUAUUCGCAGGAUACAAUAUUUCAAAAGCUUAAUAUUGGUUAUUCUAACUACUUGUCUGUAUGCACUAAACUAAUGAGGGUUUAUUGUUUAGUUUUCUGCUCAUCUGUUCAGUUGUUUCCUCUUAAUUUGUUUGUGUGACAUCGGAAAACACAUCAGAACUUUAUUCACAACAGUUCUUCUAUUGUUCAUACUAUACACAUGGUUGGGAAUUUGCCAUUUACUUUAAAAACAAAUUGUAACCUCCGACUGAACCUCUCGUCCUACAGUCCCAAUGGUGACCCUGGCAUUUUAUUUUACUUGUUGGCCCUAUAUUCAGCCAACAGUCCCAUAUGGAUAGUUUAUAUAAAAUGAAAUUAAAACUAUAUUUAGUGUUCAUGUUUUUCAUGUUGUUUGUUUAAUUUGUGUGAUGGGCACCUUCUCUGUCAUUUUCCUUCCUCAACGCUUUUAAUUGUACCGAUGAAUAUACUCAUUUCUUUAACAAAGACUUUGUUUCUCUGCAAAAACUGUGGACCCUUUUCAACAAAUACCCCCAUUCGUAAACUUUUACAGAAGAAUUUGGUUCGUCUUUUGACUGUUCUUAACUAACUUAUUUUGAAUAAUUGGUCAAUUAGCAUUUUUUUAUUUCAGUCCUUGCCCUUUUACUAUUAGAGUUCCUGUAAAAAGGACCAUUUAAAAGGAAAAAAUGCAACAACGUGUAAGUUGCACUUACAGUAGUAUGUUAAUAGUCUUUUACACUCCCAUUGUCAGACUGAUGGUAUAAGAAAAUACGUUGUACUGUACAUAUCUGUACUAUAUGAAUAUAUUUACUUUUCCAUGCAUGUCCAAGUGGAAUACCAUGAACACUUAAAGUGCUGAAGUUUUAAUUAAACAAACUACAUCCUAAUGGAUGGUCUGUGA